UUGUUAAUAAAGCUUUUGAUAAAGUAAUGAGUGAAAUUAACAAAAGUAUAGAAAAAGCUUUAAAUGACAAUUAUAUUGAUAAAGACACUGAAAAGGCAAAAAAUAAACAAAAAAGAAAAUUCAGCAUUGUUAAGGAUAUUGGACAUGAAUAUGUCUAUAAUCUAGAAGAAAUGGCACUCCAUAAUAGAGAUGUCACUGAAGAAUAUGUAAAAUUUUUCUUGCGAGAAUUGAAGGAAAAUUCAAAAACUUCCAAUGCUGCUGUAGA
Dentiscutata erythropus is the source of this 265-nucleotide messenger RNA. NCBI's taxonomy places the organism in Eukaryota, Fungi, Glomeromycota, Glomeromycetes, Diversisporales, Gigasporaceae. The record is from the annotation of a GenBank genome assembly.